Messenger RNA from Anopheles maculipalpis, 666 nucleotides. It is a transcript of the gene Ccs, whose product is annotated as copper chaperone for superoxide dismutase. The transcript is spliced from 3 exons. Gene Ontology annotation, biological process: removal of superoxide radicals. Bases 1 to 666 code for a protein of 221 amino acids. Gene Ontology annotation, molecular function: copper ion binding. The record is from RefSeq and is a predicted model, not a curated record. NCBI's taxonomy places the organism in Eukaryota, Metazoa, Arthropoda, Insecta, Diptera, Culicidae.
AUGCCGGACAGCGGAAAUAUAAAGAUGGAGUUUGCCGCACAGAUCCGUGGCGAAGAAUGUGCGGACACUAUCCGAAAGGCACUAUCCGACGCCGGUACAGUGACCAUCGAUGUUGGCAAAGGGAGUGUGUUGAUAGAAACCACACUUCCGUGGCUGGAAGUACACAAACGCAUCGAAGCAACAGGCAGACGAGCGGCACUAACCGGUUUCGGAGGACAAUCGGCAGUAGCAAUGGUUGAACAUGGCAAUGAGUCAAGCAAUGUGCGUGGUGUUGUACGAUUCUGCACCGUUUCGAAUGUGACCGGUCGGAAAGGGGCAGUUGUGGACGGAACGAUCGAUGGACUGACGCCCAACGGUAGCUACCGGCUGAAUGUGCACGAAUGUGGAGACAUUUCGCAAGGUUGCAGCUCGGUAGGCGAUGUGUACGAUUCCAGCGAGAUUCGGACGGACGAAAGUGGUCGAGCUACGAUACGAUUGGUCAACGAGCGGCUCGACGUGAAUGAUCUUAUCGGACGAUCAGUGGUGAUCGCACAGCCGGGUAAUGAUAGUGGACGGCUUAGCUGUGGCAUAAUUGCACGGUCAGCUGGUAUAUUCGAGAAUUACAAAAAAAUCUGCGCUUGUGACGGUGUAACGAUAUGGGACGAGCGAAAUAAAUCCGCUAUGUAA